Messenger RNA from Phycodurus eques (leafy seadragon), 2917 nucleotides. It is a transcript of the gene cdx1a, whose product is annotated as caudal type homeobox 1a. Gene Ontology annotation, cellular component: nucleus. Gene Ontology annotation, biological process: anterior/posterior axis specification; regulation of transcription by RNA polymerase II; cell differentiation. The record is from RefSeq and is a predicted model, not a curated record. Gene Ontology annotation, molecular function: DNA-binding transcription factor activity, RNA polymerase II-specific; RNA polymerase II transcription regulatory region sequence-specific DNA binding. The transcript has 6 exons. Lineage: Eukaryota; Metazoa; Chordata; Actinopteri; Syngnathiformes; Syngnathidae. Bases 1058 to 1750 code for a protein of 230 amino acids.
AUGGCGGCGCACACAGGCUGGAAGUCGGACGAGCUGAAGUAUUUUUACACUCAAAGAGACAAAGUAUAUGUACAGUAUUGGCAGAAUAUGCAUUGUGGUAGUUAGCGCAAUUGUGUGUUUUUGUCAGAAAUGUGUUACAACUGAGAUCUUGUAUGACGAGGAUGACGGCCCCCAUGUUAACAGCCAGGAAACAACACCAUGCGUCAUGACUGACGUGAUUUCUGUAUUCCUCUAGAACUUUCCCAGGACCGCUGAUACACUUGGGACCCUGCUGGCGAUGAUGAUGAAAGUGGAGGGGUUGCAUUCAGCCCCGUUUGGAUCGGAGGGGGCUAAAGAGGGGAGAGUGUCCACCGAGGGAGUCGUGCUCCAGUGCUCAUGACUGCUGGGUGGUGACGGCUGCACGUGACCACAAAGCGAAGGCGAGCGGCAAGCAGCAACAAAUCUCAAGAGUGGUUGGCAUGCGGCGAGCGGCGAGGGCCAGGAAACAGCUGAUGAUGAAGGAUUAGGGUCGGCCCAGUGGAAUGGAGCCGACCGAGGAGUUCGUACGUACCAGGAGUCUGAUGCACGCUGAGAAACAUCCUAAAAGGAUUUAUCUGGUAAAGAGAAGAAGUCAUGGUUCCAUCAAUCACAGCAAGUCAUCCAGCUCCUGAAGAAGUACAACAAUGACAUUUUGAGAAGGGAGCUGAUACUUAUUCGCACCACUGUGUGUGUGUGUCUGUGUGUGUGCGUGUGUGCGUGUGGAAGCUUUAAUUGUGUUGAGAUUUGUCCUGUUUUGGAUCUCAGAGGAAGGUCACGUUAAUGCACUCACGUACCUUACAAGAGCAGGCCAGGUGAGUCUCAGGUAAGGGGUGACGUCAUCAUGGUACUUUUGAACUCCUCGGCUGUAAAUCUAUAAAGGUGUGUACUUGCUGCUCAGGAAGCUGGCCAUUGUGUGUGUAUGUGUGUGUGGAGUCAGUGUGGAGGGAAAACAAGAGGCAUCGAAGUUGCUGGGAAUAAACACCUAAAAUGCUCCAGGAGAUUUGAGUGGUUUACCUGAGAAAGGCUGCUGGUAGCCAGCAUGUAUCCUAACUCCCAGCCGGCCAGACUCCCGGCCCAGACGCUGCCUAUCAACAGUCAGUACGUGGUGCCAACGUAUGAAUUCACAGCUUACCAUCACAUGCCGGGAGUCGCCGACCCCUCCGGAAGUGUCUGGAAUCCGGUUUACCGCGAGGAAUACCCGUUCACCUUCCCUGCUUCGAGCACCGGCGCCGGGCAUGUGAAUUUCAACUCAGCAGAACUGAGCGACAUGCCCACUAUCCCUGGAGGAGGAGGCCUCAACCCCUACAAUCUUUUCUCCAGUCAGGACCCUUUUUGCUCCCGGAGGAGACCCCAUGAGCCCGUCAAGGUGCUCGCACCCGCAGGAGGAAAGACUCGCACAAAGGACAAAUACAGGGUUGUGUACACGGACCACCAGCGCCAGCAGCUGGAGACUGAGUUUCAGUUAAACCGCUACAUCACAAUGAGGCGCAAGUCUGAGCUGUCCAUGACACUGAACCUCUCCGAAAGACAGGUGAAGAUCUGGUUUCAGAACAGACGUGCCAAAGAAAGGAAGAUAAACAAGAAGAAGCAGCAAGAUUCCCAGCAGCCCACCACGUCCACCUCCACCCCACCUGUGCCCACUGGAUCCAUUGAUGGCCACAACGCAUCAAGCCCAAGCAGCAUCAUUCCAUCCAGUGCUUUAUCAGAAGGAUACAAGAUGGAGUUCAUAUGACAAUAAAACUUUUUCUUUAUUCUACAGAAUGAAAGAAGUGAUCAGUGAAAUGGCAAAAUGCAUUUCACAAUAAGGGCAUUAGUCGGAAAUGAACUAUCUGACAACUUUAAUCUGUGAAUGUGGAUCAGCCCACAGAUACUGUUAAGACCUCAAAUUAAUAAAUGCAACCAUACAUGCUUUAAUUUGGAAAUAGUCACGAUGAAGAAAAACUUAAAAACAAUGUUUGACAAUGUUGGGAUUUCUAUAUAAGUUCAGAUAUUAUGUGUCUGCGAAGCAGCAAAGACUUUUUCUGUUUGCUAUGCGCUCUAUAUGUAACAAUGUGAAUUGCACUAGAGCACAUAAGGAGAUAACACAGUGACAUAACAGACUUGGCGCUCAUUUUGAUGCAUCCAUCCAUUUUCCAUACGGCUUCUCCUCACUAGGGUCGCAGGCGUGCAGGAGCCUAUCCCAGCUAUCUUCUGACGCCCUGAACUGGUCACCAGCCAAUCGCAGGGCACAUAUAAACAAACAACCAUUCGCACACACAAUCACACCUACGGGCAAUUUAGAGUUGUCAAUUAACCUACCACACAUGUUUUUGGGAUGUGGGGGGGAAACCGAAGUACCCGGAGAAAACCCACACAGACACGGGGAGAACAUGCAAACUCCACACAGGCGAGGCCGGAUUUGAACUCGGGUCUUCAGAACUGUGAGGCAGAUGUGUUAACCAGUCGGUGCCGUGCCGCCCAGUUUGACGCAGUCAAAUAAUAUUUGUAUGUAUUGGAAACAGAAAGUGAGAACCGAGAAUGCUUCAUUUGUCACAAUUAAGAAAAGAUGAGUUUUUACAUCCAUUUUGCUACAGAAAAUAAGUGAGAAAAGCAACUGCGCAGUAUUUCACGAGUUCAGUUUUUAUAUUAAGACUUGAAUAUAUUACAAAUGUAAAAAGUUUGUUUGUGUGGUGAAUGUGUACAGAAUGUGUGGAUUUGAAAGGAAGAAAACAUUCGUGAAAGGGAUAGGCUGCAGCACACCAGUGACCUUGGAUGAAAGGUGCAAAGUUUUGGGCUAAUGGAGAAGUUUUAGAAAGCCACAUCCUGACGAGCAACCACAGAUUGCUCAAGAGCAUGUGACUGAGGAGCGAGCGGCCUUUACACCACAUGCACGCACGCACGCACGCACGCACACACACAC